AUGUAUCCAGAAACUUCUGGAGCCAUGACCCGUUCCUUUUCGUUAGCCCCUGGUGGUUGGGUGGGGACGAAACCUGGCAGAGCUGGUGAGACAAAAGAGCAAGACUCUGCGUCCGAAAGAAAGCGUCGCGCUGAGUGCAGCGCGAUGGGUGAGUCUUCUCUGCCUAUUGCCUCGACAUCUUCCUCCCAUCAUACUACUUCUAUCUCUACACAUCAGGCUUACCAGAUACUAGAAGUCAAAAGCCUCAUGGGCCAUGUUCAACAACUUAGCAUCCAGCAAGACCAUGCACUGUCUCUUGGAGAGAUCGUCACACAAUCCAUCAACAAGUGGGCAAUUAAUGGACGAGAUGUCUUCGGAAUCAAGCAUGAAACAAACAUCAUCAACGGACUUGGCUCCUUGAAGCAAGGAGGACGCGAGUUCAAGACCAUGUUUGGACCUCAAGAGAAUUCAAUAAAGACUCGAGGAUCUUCAUUUGGAUCCGAUCUCUCGACUCUCCUUAACUCCAGCUCGGAGGAUACCCCAGAACGCAAGCACCGUCAACUGUCACAGAGCGAGUUAGUUUCGACUGAAUAUUCCCAAUACGGAGCCCACCAGCAAGUCCAGGGACGAAAUAACGCAGUGAAUAUCUGGUAUAAUCCGUAUAUUUAUCCGUACGGUCCGGCAAUUGACAACAACUCUGCCAGUCACAACGACAAUGUGCCAUACUUUAUGGGACAAAACACGGCCAAACUUAUGGCUCCUAUACCUAUGAUAGGCCACGCAAACGUUGUCAAAGCUCUCGAAGAUCAGGUUGUUGUCGCUCAAGCCACAUUCUCCUACACGUUCCAUAAUCAAGUCACCCAUGGAGGCAAUGCAUUUGUCAAUAAUAACAUAGUGCCAUAUCAGCACCCAAAUCUCGCUUUAUCAAGACCAGUAUCAAUUCAUGAUUCUUUCAAGCCAUCCCGAGCCCUCACGAACGCACCUCGUGCCGUGUCACCAAACCUUAUCCAAAGAGCUCAACAGAUUGGGGUUAGGCUUAAUGCAAAUUAUAAGGGAGACAUCACAGAAGACCUAAUCACCAAUUCCUUGGCCGCCAAGGAUGACAAUUGUGCACUACACAUCAUCAACAUCCCUGCUGGUGCAACUCUUUCAGAGCUUCUCAGUGUCAUAUCCGAGGGAAAGAUAUUCAGCUCUUCCAUGAUCGCCCCAAUUCCAGGACAGUGGAAAGGCUGCGCAGCCAAAGUAGUCUUUACGACACGAGCUGCAGCCCAAGAAUUCAAAGACAGAGGCAAGAAGGUUGGCAUCUGGAUUCGAGGGGAGCGAGUGAAUGUCUUUUGGAACCGCAACAUCACACGUCCACAGCUCUACAGCGAUAAGCACCAGUCUAGAGUGAUUCAGAUCAGAGGCCCCCAAGAUCAGCUUUCGGUUGCUCAAAUGCAUGCAUUCUUUGCAGAGAAGAUCAAAUUCGAACUUCUAGAUCAAAAGGAAUGGCUAGUCCUGGGUGGUAUGAAGGUUGUAGAGCUCACCUUUCCAUCUAUCUUUGGUCAGAGCAGAGCAGCCGUCGCCCAGUUCAUGAAGACAGUCAAGGGAACGCCCUUUGAAGAUAUUUUUCUGAUUCAGUAUGGCAAAGACCCUUGCGAUCCUGCCUCUCGAAUGGUUGAAUGGUGGGAGGGCCGUCGCUUCUAG
Molecule: messenger RNA, 1665 nt
Organism: Amorphotheca resinae ATCC 22711
Lineage: Eukaryota; Fungi; Ascomycota; Leotiomycetes; Helotiales; Amorphothecaceae
Exons: 3
Coding region: 1-1665 (554 amino acids)
Molecular function (GO): nucleic acid binding
Source: RefSeq, a predicted model, not a curated record